Penicillium brevicompactum is the source of this 1410-nucleotide messenger RNA. Its product is annotated as mitochondrial 37S ribosomal protein mS47. Gene Ontology annotation, cellular component: mitochondrion. NCBI's taxonomy places the organism in Eukaryota, Fungi, Ascomycota, Eurotiomycetes, Eurotiales, Aspergillaceae. Gene Ontology annotation, molecular function: 3-hydroxyisobutyryl-CoA hydrolase activity. Bases 1 to 1410 code for a protein of 469 amino acids. The record is from RefSeq and is a predicted model, not a curated record. Gene Ontology annotation, biological process: L-valine catabolic process. The transcript has 3 exons.
AUGCCUCUACGCGCUAAGGUCACCAACCCUGCCUUUCGGACAGCUAUGAUGUCUACAGAGAUCCCUAAAGAGCUCCCCGGCGAUGAGCCCGAUGAUGUUUUGUUCAACUCGAUCUACGGUCUUCGCAGCGUUGAGCUCAACCGACCCAAGAAGCUCAAUUCCCUGAACGGCUCCAUGGCACGCAAGAUUUUCCCCCGACUGAAGGAAUGGGAGAAAUCCUCUCUUGCGAACAUGAUCCUCAUCUCCGGAGCCGGCUCCAAGGCGCUCUGCGCUGGAGGCGACGUUGCUGCUCUGGCCUUGCAGAACGAGCAGGGACCGGAAGGUCAGCAGGCAUCAACCGAUUUCUUUGGACUCGAAUACCGUCUCGACCACACUCUCGCCACAUACUCCAAGCCCGUUAUCUCAUUCAUGGACGGAAUUACCAUGGGUGGAGGUGUCGGCCUCAGCAUGCACGCUCCUUUCCGAAUUGCGACUGAGCGAACACUUUUCGCCAUGCCCGAAACAACCAUUGGAUUCUUCCCCGACGUUGGUGGCUCGUUCUUCUUGCCUCGCCUUGACGGUGAGACCGGUACAUACCUUGCCUUGACCUCUGAGCGCCUCAAGGGUGUGCAGGCUCUGUACGCAGGCAUUGCUACACACUAUCUGCACUCAAGUGUUCUCAGCAGCAUGGUCCAGCGUCUUUCGGAGCUGACCUUCCCCGACCACCUUACCCUCCCCGAGCGCCUCGAAAUCGUCAACAAGACCAUGGCCGAGUACUCCAUUGGUCUUCCCCCUCUUGAGGAGGAGCCCAUGCUUAUGGCUGGCAGUCUGCGCACCGCCAUCGACCGCUGCUUCUCACCUAACACAGUAGAGGAGAUCUUCGAGGCACUGCAGAACGAGACCGAGCACAAGGAGUGGGCACAGAAGACCCUGGAGACCCUGUCCAGCCGGUCCCCCACCUCUUUGAAGGUGACUCUGCGCCAGAUGCGUCUUGGUAAGAAGUGGGGCAUCUCAGAGACAUUCCAGCGCGAGCACGAGAUCUCCGCCAACUUCAUGCGCCACCCUGACUUCGUGGAGGGUGUGAAGGCCCGUCUCAUGUCCAAGCCUCCCCGCCAGGCUGAGUGGAAGCCCGCUACUCUGGCCGAGGUCACCAACGAGGCUGUCGAAUCCUUCUUCCAGAUUCCCGAGGGUGAGAGCCGUCUGGCCCUUCUCAGCGAGGGCGAUUACGAUGCUUACCCCCACGCCCACUUCGCUCUUCCUUCUGAGACGGAGAUCGAGCAAGUUGUUCGCCAGGGCCACCCAUCACGGAGACCUGUGAUUGACGCUUUCCUCGAAAAAUACUCCCACCGUGAGGGAGUCCGCCGAAAGGUUGUUGAGGUCCUGGCUCGCAAGACUACAACCGAGUCUGGCGAGGGACUCAAGUGGAUUUGA